Molecule: messenger RNA, 2574 nt
Organism: Argentina anserina (silverweed cinquefoil)
Lineage: Eukaryota; Viridiplantae; Streptophyta; Magnoliopsida; Rosales; Rosaceae
Exons: 15
Coding region: 146-2257 (703 amino acids)
Biological process (GO): biosynthetic process
Cellular component (GO): eukaryotic translation initiation factor 2B complex
Molecular function (GO): translation initiation factor binding; translation initiation factor activity; guanyl-nucleotide exchange factor activity
Source: RefSeq, a predicted model, not a curated record
CCAAAAGUAACUUCAACUUGAAGCAGUAUUGGUCCAGAGUCUCCUUUGGAAUCAAAACCCCACACUCCUCCCCUCAGAAUCAAAGCAGCAAAUGUGUUCCAAUUAGGGUUUAUCAAAUUCUCUUGAAUAAGAAGAAGAGUGAAGAAUGGGCGCGCAGAAGAAAGGCGCGUCUCGUGCCUCAGAAGACCCAGUGGAAUUGGCACACGUCCCUCUCCAAGCCAUCCUCCUCGCCGAUAGCUUCACCACCAAAUUCCGACCCAUCACCCUCGAACGCCCCAAAGUGCUGUUGCCGCUGGUGAAUGCUCCCAUGAUCAGUUACACAUUGGCAUGGCUCGAGUCCGCCGGCGUCGAGGAGGUUUUUGUUUUCUGCUGUGCUCACUCCAAGCAAAUCAUCAGUUAUCUCCAGAAUUCCGAGUGGAUUUCUCAACCAGGCUUCACUGUCACGACUAUUGAGUCCCAUGAUUCUGUUAGCGCCGGGGAUGCUCUCCGCUUUAUAUACGAGCGCAAUGUGAUACAUGGAGAUUUUGUCCUAAUCAGUGGGGACACUAUGAGCAACAUGUCGCUUACUCGGGUGCUUCAAGAACAUAAAGAGAGAAGAAAGAAAGAUAGUAAUGCCGUAAUCACAAUUGUUAUUAAACGGUCAAAGCCUUCUCAAACCACUCAUCAAUCUCGAUUGGGCACCGAUGAGCUGUUUAUGGCAAUAGAUCCCAACACAAAGCAGCUCUUAUAUUAUGAGGACAAGGCAGACCAUGCAAAAGGAUCCAUAUAUCUUGAUAAGUUAUUGCUUGCCGAUAAGUCUUCGAUUUCUCUGCAUAAUGACAGACAGGAUUGCUUCAUCGACAUCUGUGCUCUGGAAGUCCUUAGCCUUUUCACAGACAAUUUCGACUAUCAACAUUUACGCCGUGAUUUUUUGAAGGGAUUGCUUGUUGAUGAUAUUAUGGGUUGCAAAAUAUUCACACAUGAAAUACACUCGACAUAUGCGGCUAGGAUAGACAACUUCAGAAGCUAUGAUGCAAUCAGCAAGGACAUAAUUCAGAGAUGGACUUACCCAUUGGUACCAGAUGUUAAGUUUUUUGGAGAUUCUUCAACAAAGCUGGAAAGACAGGGGAUGUAUCGAGCCUCAGGAAUUGGGCAAUCACGAUCUGCUCAGAUUGGUCCAUUUACAGUCAUUGGGAAUGGCACCAAGAUUGGGGACAACACCAAAAUUUCAAAUUCUGUUAUUGGAGAAGGGUGUUCUAUUGGAUCAAACGUUUCCAUAGAAGGUUCCUAUAUAUGGGAUAAUGUCACCAUUGAAGAUGGAUGCAAGCUAAGGCAUGCUAUUGUAUGUGAUGGAGUGAUAGUGAAGUCUGGGGCAGCUUUGAAUCCUGGUGUAGUUUUGUCUUUCAAGGUUAUGAUAGGACACCAAUUUAUCGUCCCUUCGUACUCAAAGGUAUCUUUACUUCAACAACCAGUAAAGCAAGAUAGUGAUGAGGAGCUAGAGUAUGCUGACAAUAGCACUGGUAUUGCAGAAAUUACCCCUCUUACACAUGUGAUAACGAAUGGGGGAAUAGCAAACCAACAACAGGAGACUCAGUGUUGGCCUACAUCUGAGCUUGGUACUGGUGGGGCUGGUUAUGUUUGGUCAGUUUGUGAAGGAGGCCAUGAUGAAGAGUGGAGGCAUUCAGUUGCUCCCAUUCCUGCAGAAAAACUUGCUGAGGUGAUGCAAGCAGUGGAUGAUUCUGAUUCUGAUGAAGAGUCUAGAGACGAUUCCUACUUUGAAAAUGAGGUGGAAGCAACCUUCCUAAGAGCCGUGGAUGAAAAUAUUAAAGUAGAGAAUGUCAUCUUAGAAGUGAACUCACUGAGAUUGUCAUACAACAAGCAAACUGCAGACUGUGCUGGAGCUAUACUUUACUCUAUGAUGAAAAUGGCUCUGGAAACUCCACAUAAUUCAGCAGAUGAAUUGGUCCAAGCUACUACGAAAGUAAUUGCAAAAUCGAAGGGGCUGCUGAAGUAUUAUCUAUCAGAUAUUGAUGAAGAGAUAGAAGUACUAAUGAAAUUCGAAGAUAUGUGUUUGGAGUCUGCUAAGGAGUUCUCCCCUGUGUUUGAGAAGAUACUUUAUCAACUGUAUGACCAAGAGGUUAUACAGGAAGAUGCUAUUCUUAGGUGGGAUGAUGAAAAGAGAGAUGCUGAUGAAUCAGACAGAAUUUUUGUCAAGCAGGCGGAAACAUUUAUCCAAUGGCUGAGAGAGGCAUCUGAGGAGGAGGAUGAGGAAGAGUAAGAAACAUUCAAUUGUAGAUGGUAUUCAGUAGAUGCUGUUAACAAGGCAGGACAGAUAUAUCUCGAACUUGGAACAGGAAUGUGCAAUGUUGUAAAGUAAAAUGCGAAGGCUCGUUGUGUAGCUUGAAAUGCAUUUACAGAAUCAUGCAGGAUACAUGUAAUUUGGUACAAAAUUAAUAGUCUUAGUCAGCACGAACAAUUUUGUCCAGUAUAAUUUCGGAAUCCUAAUGUGGAAUAGGUCUAUUCUCAAAAUCCCAUUUUUUUCUUACAACUUUUCUUUAUACGGGGGAAAAUCAUGUUGUCACAUGGAGCCACCUA